AUGAGAGAGUGUCUGCCAGCAACUCUUGAGGCAAUCAUCACUCAGGCUGCUAGUGUCAGAAUAAACUACGACGAAGUUGACGACCGAAGCAUUGAUGGAAGCUUGAUGGUCUGGUUCUGUCUAGCUCAUCCCGAGCUUCGCCAUGAAGACAAGCACAAAGCAGUUCUGAUGUGCUUGAUUCACGACAUCGGCGAGAUCACAGCAGGGGAUAUCACUCCGGCCGAUGGCGUUGAUCCUGGACCAGAAAGGAAGCAUCUCGAGGAAAGACUUGGACUUACCUACUUGUCCUGCUUACUCAAGGCUUCGAACCCCUACUGGGCCUCAAGAAUACUUGGGAUUCGGCACGAGUACGAGAGUGGAGUGACCCGCGUGGCCCAGCUGGUUCGUCAAGUAGACAAGCUUGAAUGUCUGCACCAAGCUUUUCUCUAUCUCAAGCGCUACAAAAGACAGCGUAACUUCGAAGCGACGAUGAAGGACUUCAAGGAUCUCCGCAAGAAGAUAUCCGACCCCUGGCUCUCAGCGCAGGCAGACUUCAUUUUAGCUGAUUGGGCCUUGCUUGAAAAGAAGGAGCAGCAAAGAUCGCCAGGUAUCGUGCUUGUGAUUGGCGGACCUGGCGUUGGCAAAAGAACUCUCUGUGCCUGCAUAGCAGAAAACUUCAAUUUUGCGCACGUGUCCGUAGGCGACUUGCUACGGGAGGAGCAGAACAAUCCUGAAUCCAGGUUCGGCGACUUCAUCCGGGAGAGUAUCCAAAAUUCGGUCAUUGUCCCUCCGUCUCUCACCAUGAUGUUGUUGAAAGACAAGGUCGAGGCGAUACAGUCUCAAAAUAAGGGAGUCUUGAUUGAUGGGUUCCCACGGAGCAUCGACCAAGCAGUUGCUUUUGAGCAAGAGGUAUCUGAGGAAUACUCGACUAUAUGUCUACAAUGUGCGCCUGAACUGACGAUCGAGCGCGUCCAAGAAAGAUCUGGCUCGUCACAACGGGACGACGACAACCUGGACACCCUGAGGAAAAGACUUGGUACCUUUUCCAGCACCAAUGAUACUGUAGUAGACUACUUAUCGAAGGAAAGGAAACAACUCUGGACAAUCGACGCUGCACGGUCUGCAAACGAACUCUAUUCCACUGUUGAGAAAAUCCUUCUCGAGUUGGGACAAAGACAAAUGCAGAGAGCUUGA
This is a messenger RNA of Colletotrichum higginsianum IMI 349063, 1173 nucleotides long. Its product is annotated as Uridylate kinase. The record is from RefSeq and is a predicted model, not a curated record. NCBI's taxonomy places the organism in Eukaryota, Fungi, Ascomycota, Sordariomycetes, Glomerellales, Glomerellaceae. Gene Ontology annotation, biological process: nucleobase-containing compound metabolic process. The transcript has 8 exons. Gene Ontology annotation, molecular function: ATP binding; AMP kinase activity. Gene Ontology annotation, cellular component: cytoplasm. The coding region runs from base 1 to 1173 and encodes 390 amino acids.